CCACCAGAAUGAGAAUGGGAUUUCAAAUUUCCAAUUCCGCCCAAUCAAACAAUCGGAAUGGAGCCAAACAGAUUGGAUAAGGUCUCAACUUCAAGACAGACGGAGAAGGAACCGAUACACUUGUAUCUGCAGUGAAAGAAGAUGAUUGGUGGAAUAAAUCUGUUAUGCAUGCAAGGAAAAACUAGUAAUUUCAGUAAGCAGGUUCGUUAUACAUGGAGAGAGAGGGAGAGGGAGAGGGAAUGAGAAGCGCGUGCAGAAUAACACGCAGCAAGUGUGCAGCAGCUCACACUCAAAUAAUGCAUCUUCUGCAUCUAUUUAGUGAACCCAACUUCUCACUCCACACGCACAGCAAACAAACACCUUCAGUCUCGUUCAGCUGGAGACACCAUGACUGCUCUUCCCAUCCUGUUUCUCAUUUUGUUUACCUUAUCCUCUGUUUUAGCCCAAGACUCUGGUUCUUCCACAUCAGGCCCCGACAUGGCGGAAUGUGGGUCUCAUCUGCUACAGCUCGCCCCUUGUGCACCGUUCGUGCAGGGAUCGGCCGCUUCACCAGUGCAGUCUUGUUGUGCCAACCUCAUUGGCUUCUAUAAUCAACAACCCAGCUGCUUCUGCGUCUUGCUCAAUGACACUACCAUGAGCUCUUUCCCUGUUAACAAGACGCUUGUUCUGCAGCUGCCCGACCUUUGCAACUUCCAGGUCAACUUCUCUUCCUGCCCAGGGUUUACUGUGCCUUCCAGCCCGCCUCAGUCUCAAGUUUCUCGUGGAACAAACUCAUCAAAUUCUUCAACUGUUGCUGAUUCUCCGACGAUUUCAUUGCCACCAAGGUCGAACAACACCGUAUCUGGGUUUGUACGGAAUAGUGGAACAAAGUCGAAGGCUGGAGGAGAUUCAGUUGUAUUGGCUGCCACAGCUUUUCUGUUGAUGGAAGUUCUGAGUUACUUCUCAUUAGAGUGGUCUUUUGAUUAGAAUAUAGAAAUUUGGAAUGAUUCUUGGCACAGAUAUAUACCAAGAACAGACAAGGUGCAUGAUUGGUUGAGGUGGUAUUACUAUGGAUUUCCAAUAUUGAAAUAAUAUACAUUUCUUAGGAUCGUUUGGAUUGGUAGA
Messenger RNA from Nelumbo nucifera (sacred lotus), 1104 nucleotides. Its product is annotated as non-specific lipid transfer protein GPI-anchored 10. Lineage: Eukaryota; Viridiplantae; Streptophyta; Magnoliopsida; Proteales; Nelumbonaceae. The record is from RefSeq and is a predicted model, not a curated record.